This is a messenger RNA of Sitodiplosis mosellana (orange wheat blossom midge), 1764 nucleotides long. RefSeq names its product cAMP-dependent protein kinase catalytic subunit PRKX (gene Pka-C3). The coding region runs from base 1 to 1608 and encodes 535 amino acids. The transcript has 10 exons. Lineage: Eukaryota; Metazoa; Arthropoda; Insecta; Diptera; Cecidomyiidae. Gene Ontology annotation, molecular function: protein serine/threonine kinase activity; ATP binding. The record is from RefSeq and is a predicted model, not a curated record. Gene Ontology annotation, biological process: protein phosphorylation.
AUGAUCAAUAGAGAAAUUGUAGUUGCUAGUGGUUUGGAGAAAAUAUAUGAUCAGGAGUUAAUCAAACUGGCGUCUAAAGUAUUGAAAACUCGUUCGGAGAGUUUCACUGACAGUGAUGCAAGCUAUGCAAGUAGCAGUACAGACGAUACCACAGAGAUAUCCAGUGGCGAAACAGCAACAGACACCGGCGAGUCUUCUGCAACUGAAACCAAUGCAAGAUCACAGAAUACAAGUCCAAGUAAAGCAACAAUAACCCGUGUCACAGUGCCUAGGAGAAUUGUGAUCAAAUAUUCUGCGAAUAUUGAACAGCCAAAGAUUAAUCCACCGAUAGCCAUAAUUGGUCCACAAGACAGUGAAUCGUCUGAUCCAGGAAUUCUCAAGCCAGACUUUAGUGAACGAGUUGAUGAAGAUGAAGAUGAAGAGGAAGAAGAAGAAGAGGAGCAAGAUGAUGAAGAAGUGACAACGGCAGAUACAUCAGAACUUAUCACGGAAGCAAAUCCAACUCUUUCUCAAAAUGAUUUGGAUGAAUCAGAGAUAGAAGAUCUUGAAGAAGAAACCACUGACGAGGAUGAGAGUGAAGAGGAAAAUAGUGACGACGAUGAAAGUACGGCCAGUGACAACAAUAUUAUUGGCUACACAAAUGAAGCGCAAUCACGCUCAUGUUACGCUUUGGAAGACUUCCAAUUACUAAAAACUAUAGGUACUGGGACAUUUGGUCGUGUUUGUUUGUGUUUGGAUCAAAAGACAAACAAAUAUUGUGCGAUGAAGAUACUAGCGAAGUCUGAUGUUAUACGGUUAAAGCAGGUGGAACACGUGAAAAAUGAAAAAAGUAUAUUGACAGAAAUACAUCAUCCAUUCAUCGUAAACUUGAUAUGGUUCACAAAGGAUGACUUCUGUUUGUACAUGUUAUUUGAGUAUAUUGUUGGCGGUGAACUUUUUACAUACCUAAGAAAUGCGGGCAAAUUCAGUAACUCUACAGCAAAUUUUUAUGCAAGUGAAAUUAUUCUGGCAUUGGAAUACUUACACACACUAUCCAUAGUUUAUCGUGAUUUGAAACCAGAAAAUUUAUUGAUUGAUCGUGAGGGACACUUGAAAAUCACUGAUUUCGGUUUUGCAAAGAAAUUGAAAGAUAGAACAUGGACUUUGUGCGGUACACCCGAAUACCUUGCACCUGAAAUAAUCCAAUCAAAGGGACAUAAUAAGGCAGUCGAUUGGUGGGGAUUGGGCGUUCUAAUUUACGAAAUGUUGGUGGGAUACCCACCUUUUUUUGCCGACAACCCAUUUGGUAUAUAUGAAAAAAUUUUAACCGGUAAAUAUGAGUGGCCGCGGCUUGUGGACCCUGUUGCAAAAGAUUUAGUAAAAAAGCUGCUUGUUCCUGAUCGUACAAAACGAUUGGGUAAUAUGAAAAAUGGCCCUGACGACAUAAAGAAACACCGAUGGUUUAAACACUUAAAUUGGGAUCAUGUGUACAAUCGACAAGUUACGCCACCAAUCAUACCUAAAAUUAAAGCAGAUGGAGACACAAGUAACUUUGACGAUUACCCAGAUGAAAAUCCGAAAGCGAGGCCCAUACCAAAAAAGGAUAUGAUGUUAUUUGACGAUUUUUAGGAUGUUAAAAUUUUCUUCAGAAACACCCUCUGAAAUGAUCGAAAAUGCGUUUUCUUUGGAAAUUAAUUUUUUUUUUGAAACAUUCAUAUCUGAAGGGGUUUUCACUACAAAAUUGUAUGCAAGAUUUAAUAUAAAAAUACAUUAUUUUGAAUCAUU